UUCUGGUCAACGUCGUCGGCGGCCGCCGGAAGGGGAAGUUUCGCUUCCGAAUUCUCCCUCGCUCGUCCGAAUUCGGUGGCGCCACGUCCGCCGGUCUCCGCGUUCCGCAAGGGGGCUGGGGCGGCUUCCGCCUCGACACCUUCCACUCGCCCAGCGGGCCGCGUCGUGAGGGGGCCGGGACGGGAGUCGGGCGGCUUUGCACAUCCCGGCCACCGAAGAGGCGAAGAUGUCGGACAUCGGGGACUGGUUCAGGAGCAUCCCGGCCAUCACGCGCUAUUGGUUCGCCGCCACCGUCGCGGUGCCCUUAGUCGGCAAACUCGGUCUCAUCAGCCCGGCCUAUUUCUUCCUCUGGCCCGAAGCCUUCCUCUAUCGCUUCCAGAUUUGGAGGCCGAUUACUGCCACCUUUUAUUUCCCUGUGGGUCCAGGAACUGGAUUUCUUUAUUUGGUCAAUUUAUAUUUCUUAUAUCAGUACUCUACACGACUCGAAACAGGAGCUUUUGAUGGGAGGCCAGCAGACUAUUUAUUCAUGCUCCUCUUUAACUGGAUUUGCAUCGUGAUUACUGGCUUAGCAAUGGAUAUGCAGUUGCUGAUGAUUCCUCUGAUCAUGUCAGUACUUUAUGUCUGGGCCCAGCUGAACAGAGACAUGAUUGUAUCAUUUUGGUUUGGAACACGAUUUAAGGCCUGUUAUUUACCUUGGGUUAUCCUUGGAUUCAACUAUAUCAUCGGAGGCUCGGUCAUCAAUGAGCUAAUUGGAAAUCUUGUUGGACAUCUUUAUUUCUUCCUCAUGUUCAGAUACCCAAUGGACUUGGGAGGAAGGAAUUUUCUAUCCACGCCUCAGUUUUUGUACCGCUGGCUGCCCAGCAGGAGAGGAGGGGUGUCAGGGUUUGGUGUGCCCCCCGCUAGCAUGAGGCGAGCCGCCGACCAGAACGGCGGAGGCGGGAGACACAACUGGGGACAGGGCUUUAGGCUCGGGGACCAGUGACGGAGUGGCCUCUGGCCUGCCCACCAGCCCUCCACUCAGAUGACGUUUCCUCCCAGUGCCGGGUGACCUUUACCACCGAGUUCUAGCUAACGCUGUUGGACCUGACCCACACUGAAUGUAGUCUUUCAGUACAAGACAACAGUUUUUUAAAUCCUGAAGAAAAAAUAUAUGUUCCUCGAGUUUCAUGAUUCUCAUUCAAGUCCUUAAUGCUAAGAAGAACAAAUAUCAACUGGGCAGAUUUCGGAACUGACCUUAGUUUUUGGUGUCUUCUCUUCCUUUUCCAUCUGAAUCAUGGGUUUCGGCAAGUCCCGCUCUGCUGGCACCAAGCUGGGUAUCUGGCGUUGGGUCACCAGACCCCCGUCCCGGGGGCUCUUAGCUCUUUCUCGCACCUAUGCUUCCCUCCUCCUUCCCCACCCUCACACUCCCAGCUAGAGGAGAUAGCCCGUGAAAUGGUUCUGCCUCUGACAAGCUCGCUUUAUUUGUUGACUUUUGCCAAGGCUUGGCCACAGAGGCCUCGUUCCCAGUGUUUUACGGUGGCAGAACCGUAACCGUAGGGCAGAAGGCGGACAGCGGAUGAAGAGCUUCCUCAGCUUUUGGGAUUGCUGUGGCCUGGUAUCAGUUGCCACCGUUUGCCACCUCUUCAGCUGUUCUGAUAAAAAAAGCACCGUUGAGUCAGUGAGGACCACAGAUCGGUAUUAAUGACGCCUGAAGGUCCUUGCUAGGCAUUUUUUAUCCUAAGUGAUCAAAACUCUAGUGGAGUUGCAUCAUACACAGGGACUGGGUUUAAGCCAUGGUGGGCAUACUGGCUCUGUGUGUACCCAGAAUAGUGGAUUUGUAUUGUGCUAGAAAGUUCCAAAGCGCAUUGGCCACAGGGAGAAGCUCUUUUUGAGAGGUGCCUGGGCAUUGAUUCGACUUCAUUCUCCUUCUGGGUGUAUGUUUAUUGAGUAGAGUGGAGGGAGAACCUUAAACCCUCUUUAAGUUGUCUUUUUUUUUUUAAACCAAGCCCCCAUUCCCCACCCCCAUGGCCAUAUGCUUCAGUUAAUUGUGAGGAGGGUGCAGCUCCUCUGUACGUAGAUCUUAUUUUAGAAGCUAUUGUAAGCACAUCUAAGUGAAUCACAUAAUUUUGGGUGUAAUGGCUUUAGAAUCAUCUGUGUUUGAGGAGCUUUUUUCUUUCGAGUCAUGAAGGUGCAUCAGACCAUCUUCACCCACAGCUCUUUUUUUUACAGGUGGGCUUUUUCCAUCAGAGCUAGGCUUGUCAUCGGAUAGCUUUUUGAAGGCUGCGACGUUUCACACAGGUUCUUAUUUUAUAUUUUUAUUCUGAAAGCAAACGGCUAGGAGCAGUGCUGAGUGGCUGCCAUACUUUGAGUCAACUAGAGAAGGCUUUGAACGUUUUGACCAGCGGUUCUGUGCAGGAAACGCUGUGUGCUAAGAGUAUGACUCUUCGCCCCACUCUGAAGCAGUGAUGUGUGUUAUUCUAGGAAGUGGGGAUUUGAAAUCCUCUCCACAUUUUUCGUGAAGUUUGUUCGAGGUUACCUCUUCAUAUUUAAUUUAUAUGAUAAAAUAGGAGGCGGGGAGAAUCUGAACCCUAACUGUCAUAUGUUUGCUGUUGACCUGUGGCCAGAAUAAAAUUUACUUGUAAAAUUUUAGAAACCCUUCUUCCUGUUAUGUCGUACUUGCACUCACUGUGCAGGAGUGGAGACUCAUUGUAUGUGUAAGAAGAUUCUCACGGUAAGUGAGCUAGUCUCCUACACGCCGUCACAGCAACUCAACUGCCUGAGAACAGUAGUCUUGCUGAAGGUUACAAGUAUUCCUUAGAAUUCUUCAGUUCAAGGCAAAAUGUUCAUUAAAUUCUUCCUCUUAAACACAUUUAAGAAGCUGAUAAUUUUAUUAAUUUUGUCUGGAUUACCUAUUUUUGGGGAAUAAUUUUAGCUAAGCAAGCUAUUUGAGAUUUGAUUUGGCAAGGCAAGACAUGACAGCGGAUUCUCUUUGUGAAAGGAAAUAAAUCCUAAUUUUGUAUAGAGAAAUUCCCUUUUUGUAACUAAUCCUUUUUAUUGCUAAGAACUGUAAAUUAAAAUGUACAGCUUCA
Molecule: messenger RNA, 3068 nt
Organism: Balaenoptera musculus (blue whale)
Lineage: Eukaryota; Metazoa; Chordata; Mammalia; Artiodactyla; Balaenopteridae
Gene: DERL1
Product: derlin 1
Exons: 8
Coding region: 227-982 (251 amino acids)
Biological process (GO): endoplasmic reticulum unfolded protein response
Cellular component (GO): Hrd1p ubiquitin ligase ERAD-L complex; endoplasmic reticulum membrane
Molecular function (GO): misfolded protein binding; ubiquitin-specific protease binding
Source: RefSeq, a predicted model, not a curated record